AUGCUGACAACCAUAGAACAUCAGUACGAGGCACAAAUUUCCAAACUCAACUCGUCAAUGAGUUCGGGGGUUGUUGGCAGUAUCAAAAAGAGUCAUAGUGGACUUCCUAUCCAAAAUAUCAGAUGGUUAUCAACUAUGAAUCUAUUGAACAAACCAUCUGUUCUAGUAUCAAAUAAUGUGAUUUCAUCCAAUGCUGUUGGUGGGAUAACAAAUGUAAAUUUACAAUCAUCGUCACUAUCUAGUGGAGUAUCAUCAGCACAUUCUAAUUUAUUAUCGGCUCAACUUAUUUCUGAUCCGUUAUUUCUGUAUAGUAAUGUUAAUAGUAAUCAAUCAAAUUCUCCUUCAUCUAUUUAUUCUAAACAAGAUGUAAUCUUGGAACAAUUAUAUACUAGUAAUACUUCACCAACAACAUCUAGAAGUGACAAACAAGAAAAGAGCAAAACAUUUACCAAACAAUUUUCCUUUGAUAUGCAUAUAGCAGAAAUGGGAGGUAAAAGUGCCUCUACUUCCAAUUCAAUAUUUAGUAACCAAAACGUAAAGAAUAUUCUGGUUGACCCACAAUUAGAAGAGUUACUAAACCGUUAUAGAUCACAAAUUACUUGUAUUAACACUUCUGAUAAUGGAAAGUUUGUCGUUUUUGCUAUUAAAACCAAUGAAACAUCCUCUAAUAAUAGUAAUUCUACACCAGUAGUCUCAAAACCUAAUAUUUUAAUCAUUAUUUACUCUAGAAGCCAACAAAUUCAAAAUAUGGUUAAUAAUUUAAACAAAACUAAUCAAAAUUCCCAACCAUCCAUGUCUCAAAAGAUAAAAACAUAUUUUAAUGGAUCUAGUAAUUUAGAUUCGUCAGACUCCAAAAAAACAAAGAAAGGUAAUCUUGGCCAUUUAUUAGGACAAAUUAAAGUAGUUCAACCUCCUCGUGGUAUGCAAGAAAUGGACGGAUUGAGUUGGAGAAAAAAAUUAAAAAGUGUUGAAACACUAAAUAGAAACAUAAAUGAAAGAAAUAUUUCAAAGGGAAACAUGGGAGAUAGUAACGAUUUUAUUAAGGGAAGCAGUCAUACUAACCAACCAAGUAAUACUAUUAAUAUUUCUCAACUUCCUCCUGUUUCUGUCAAACAAAUUUUUAUUUCUAAUGAUGGUUAUAAUGUUGUUUGUGUAACAGAAAAUAAUGAUAUUUGGUUAUAUGAUUGUUUCCCAUCAAGUAGAUCAAAUAUUGCUAAUCUAUUUAAAUAUGAAAAUUCAAUGUUUAGGAUUAAUAAUAGUGGGAAUCUAAAUAAUUCUACCAAUAUGUCAUCAAGAUCGAGAUCAGCAUCUUCUCCACAAUUUGGAAAUGUUGCAUCAUCUUUUGGAAGUACAAAUACUGAUAGUAAACGAAUGAGUGACUCUAGAAAUACCAUUAAUGCCACCUUACUUCCUUCCAGUAAUAUAGAUAGUAUGCUUGAAGAGGAGACUUUUCACAGAUAUUUAAUGAAAACAAAUAAUCAGGGAUUAUUUGCAAUAGAUGAUUUUGGUCUUCACUACCAACCAAGAAAUUCUGUUGUUGGUAAUGAAUUACUACCUACACCCAGAGAGCCCAUUGUUACAGUUUCAGGCAUGAAUAUUCACUCUUCUAGUUCAUCAUCAAUUGGUAACUAUCUUCAGUAUUCAAUUGAAGAAUGGACUAUUUUACCAUCACAUUUAGAUGGAGUAGACAAUGUAAAUUACAGGUCUAAAGAAGGGACAGAUCAAAAACAAGUUCUACUCCCAAAUGAAGAUAUUCAUUUUGACAUCAAAUUUUGCCACAGCCCUAUCCAUGGAAGAUUUUGCCAGAUUAGCUCGGCUAUUGUAAGCAAAAUGUUUGUGAAAUAUGAAAUUUACAAAAAAAUGCAAUCAAUGUUCCAAGCUAAUAUUGAAUCACCUGAAAAGAAAAAAGUUAAUGCAAGUUUGGGAGUUAUUAAUAGUAACAAUGCUUCUAUUAUGAAACAUGAGGGUUUUUCUCCUUUAGAAAAUCUUCCUUCCAGUUCAUCCCUUUUAAAAGAGCAAGGUUUAGUUAUAAAGGAUAAAAAUAAGAAUAGCGAUGAUGAAGAUAUUGGUCCAAACAUAAAAGCAAGACGAAGCCCUUCAGUAUUUAGACAUAUGGCAUCAGCAAAUAUUUCUACAUCAGCAGAUAUCAGUGAUUCAGAUUCAGAUUCUUCAGAUACUCCAACAUUGUCCAGACAAAACUCUCUUGUUUCCCUUGCUAACAGCGUUAAAAUACCAAAACUUAAACUUAAUUUUGGAAGUAGUGAAAAGAAAACAAAUGAUAGAGUAUCUGUCAAAAGAGAAAUGGCUUUUGAAACUGUAAGAAACGAUAAUCAACUCUCAAAAAAGUCUAGUAAUAAGAAUAUAGGAAGAAUGUCCAUGAUUCUAUCAAGAUCAGGCCUUGCUUCUGCAUUUGAUACAUCCUCUUCUGGAAUAUCUACACCAAGAUUAACAAGUAGAGUUGGUACAUUUUCUGGUGCAUCAGCAGAUCAGGUUAUUCCAACUCUUUUUGAUGAUUUUAAUAAUUUACCAACAUCAUUUCAAUCAAAAGAUUUGGAAACACCAAAUAUUCUCUCUAGAUGUUUAUUGAUAUCGAAUUGUACUGUAUUCCUUUCAAAAAGAAAGUUUAUCAAGUCUGCAAAUAGUUUUAACACUAAUCCUAUUCCAACACCAAGAUUCCCAAUAAUUGACCACUGUCCAUUUCAUUUAAGCAUUGAUAGGACCUAUACUGUUCUUGAUAAGGUUUUAGAUGAAGAGGAUGUCUCAAUGACAAAAGUAUUUCAUGGAGCUGCUAAACAAAAAUCAAUACCUGAAUGUAUUGUAAAAUGGGAUAACGAAACGUCUAUGUUAUGCGUUGUAGCAAACAGUUUUGAUCAUAGUUCGUUAUUUGAAUCAAAAGUAUUUUUUUAUUCACCAAUUAGAAGAAAAUCUGUUUGUGUAGUGUAUGGCACAAAGUCAUUAGAGUGUUUACCAAUGAGUAGAACUUCAAGAAAUCCAACAGAGCUUGUUUCAUUUUCAGUCCAAGACAUGUGUUGGUCAAAUAAUAGUUUAUUCAUAAUAUUAGUUGAUGCUAGAGGAAAUAUGUCUAUGAUUAGUAGACUUAAUGAGUUUAUGCUUAUGAAGGAUAAGCAAUUAUUACAACAAAGUGCAAUCUCUAAUUUUGUACCAUUUUACAAAAAUCAUAGUGAAAGUAGAGAUUUAGAAACUACAAAAUUUUCUGUUAAAUCUCACCCGUACCAAGGACAAUUUAUUGUUUCUGAUGGAUUUAAGGUAAAACUAUUUAAUUUUGUUUCAGAAAGAGAUGAAAUUGAUUUAACGACCAUUCUUUCUUCUUAUCACGGUUCUUGUUAUGGUAUUGAACAAUAUAUUUUCCAUGCGACCUAUGACAAAAAAUCAAGAGUUGAUACCGCUUUGGAUAUUUGGAGAUUAUGUGUCUCUCAUCCUCAACUUUCCAGAUUCCAAAAGCAAAAUCAUAAUUAUUUAGAGUUUGUAAUCAAAAAGAUGAGUGAGUAUAUACUCAACCAUGGAGAUUCCUUCUCCAAAAAAAUAACCUCAUUCUUUGAAAUUCUUCAAGACAGCUUGGAUUGGAGUAUUAAUGGCGUUCAAAAUCCAAGUUUUUUGCUUCCAUAUCUUAUCAAACUUACAGAGAUGGUUUUCAGAAAGUUUUUAAAAAAGGAAAAAAAGCAAAACCUUCAAAGAUUAGCUAACUUUUUGGAAGAAACAGAGGCCAAAUGUAAUGAGCUUGUUCAUUAUUGUCAAUCUUGUUUUGUUUGGGAUACAAAUACUUUGGGCGAUUCAGAAGCUGACUCUAUUCGUCAAUCUCCUAUCAUACUAUUUGAUUGUUGGGUAGAGCUUGGACAAAGUAUUCAAACCGCUCUAAAUAGAAUGAAAAAUAAGCCUAAUACUUCUGAUAUAAAGGCAACAGUGUUAAAGAUUAUUUCAUCUGAAAAGAAGGCUAAGAGUGAGGCUGGAAUGAUUGAGAGUAGCAGUUCUGACGAAAGUGAUCAAGAGAUUAGAAAAAAACCUGCUAAUAAUAUUAUUUAUGAUAGCGAUGAAAGUGAUACAUCAACAGAAUAUUUAGGUGAUGAUAUUGAAGAUUUCUCUGAUACUGCCAAAGUAAUUUCUUCUGAUGAAGAAAAUGAAGAUCUUGAAAAUACCUUGAAAAAACUUUUAGAGCUGGUGAUUAAAAAGUUGAAAAAUCGUACAGCUUACUUGAGCAACAAAACUUCUGUUAAUGGAACAUUCCUAGAAAGAUAUUCGACUACAUUGAAUCCAAAAAGCAAAAGUAUUUUCAGAUUCACUAAUCAAGAUGUAAAAUAUUUACUGACUGGUAACAACCAAUACAUGUUAGGAAAUUACAAAAAGGCUAUCAAAUACUAUAUGAAAAUACAUGAAUCAAAUGAAGCCCAAUCACCUACCACAUCAGCUACAAUUCCAUCAACAGCUCUUUCUUAUUACACAAAAUCUACAGUACUUUUUUUAGCAAAUUUAUUCAUGUAUGAUAUUACAGAAAUAUUUAGAGUUUUAAAUGAUCAAAUGCAUACAGGUAUCGUUGAUUUAGUUAGAAGCUCUGGAGUUCUUCUUGAACAUCAUAAAAAUAAUAUUAGUAAGGGUUUGGGAUCUGGUGUCCUUAGAUCAACAGCCAAUAUGAAUGUUAUUAAUGCAGUAAUUACUUUACUAACUGCUCUAUAUGAAAAGAAAAAUGUUUACAUAUUGUCACCUGUUUUUUAUCAAAUAAUUGUUGAUAAAAAUACUGGUAAUGAUAAUAAGAAUAUUUCUAUAGAUUUAGUAAUUGUAAAAGAUAUUACUUCCAAGCAAACAACAAAUAGUAUUGCCUACUAUUAUAUUCCUCUAGAUAUGUCAACUUUUAAAACAAAUUUUGAAAAUGAAAUGAAAAAAAGAUCAGUCAAUGGAAAAUCCAUUGUAAAUCAGUUAUUGCUUGAAACUGGUAGAAUACAUGAGGCUAUACGUUUUUGUUUGAGAUUUGAUUAUAAGAAAGCUUACACCAUCUUUCUAGUGACAAAUGGAAUGCUUGGAAGUAAAGAAACAACAGAUACGUCUAACAAUAGUGGUAACAAUUCUGCAAAACCUGUACCAACCAAAAAAUCAUCCACACCAGGUCAAAAGAAAAAUCAAUACGAUAUUCAACAAAUUGUACAUAUUUACAAAGAACUUUUGUACGAAUAUCUAGAUAAGGAAGAUAGCAAAGAGGUAAACACUAUUCUAAGCACUACUGAUUUUUUCAUUCCAAAACAAAGUGAUGAAUUGAGAGUUGGUGCCAUUGAAACAUACCUCAGAAAAUUGCAACUAAUGUUAAAAGAAACAUGUUCCUUGCUAUUUUUAAGUAAGGAAGAUUUUACUUCUGUUGUUACAACAAACGAUAAUGAUACGAGAAGGAGAAAUAGAUCUUCUGUUCUUUCUAAAGAAAAAAAGCUAACUAGGAAAUUGGAAGAUUUACUUGAUAGAGAGUUUAUGAAAAGUGAAUCAUAUUUUCUUUCGAACUUGUGUCAGUUCAUAACUUCCCAAAAACCAUCGAAGCCUACACGAAAACAAAGAGAAUAUUAUCUUUCCUUAUUGGAUGCUAUUAGAUCAGGUAAUUUAUUACCACACAUUACCUUCAGAGAAUAUAGACUGAAAUAUUUGAGAAGAAUUAAUGAAGAUGUUGUUGCCUAUGAUGAAUCAGAUGGAAUCCCUUUUUCCACACCAGUAACGACCAACAUAAGAGGCGAUAAUAUUAGUAAUCUUCCCCUUAUUACUGUAAUCGAAAAAGAAUGUGAAAAAAGCGUUAGAUUUUUAUUGAUGGAUCAAUUGAUUAUCUUUUCAAACAUUCCAAACCUUUCAUUUAUUGAAUUACUAAAGUAUUACCAAAACGACUUUUGUAAGAUGAAUGGAUUUUCUAAAGGUUUAUCAUCACAAGAGAAACAAAACCAAUUGAGUCUCUAUAUCAAACCAUUUAGAUUUUUGUGUAGAUUUUUAUGGUAUUGUCAUAUUACUGAGGAGAUGACUUCCAUAACUUCAAAUAAUAGGACAAAUCCGUUUAAAUUACUUUAUAAUCACUCUAAAAAAUUGGAAACAGAGUCUGAUAUUUCUGAUUUAACUGAUACCCUUGUGUAUACUUGUGAAUUGUUUGCCUUUUUGCUUGACUUUAGAGAAUUUUUUACUAGAUCAUUUUUAGAAUCUACUGUAUUAACAAUUUUAACUGUGGCCAUCAAUAUUUCACACAACACUAAAGAUGAGGAUGAUAUGAAAUCUCCUAGAAGAGAAACAGAUACUUCUCAACUACCUCACACAGAAAUUCAAAACGAUACAACAAAGAAAGGAAAGAGAAAUAUGAUAGCAGAAACUGUUUGUAGAAUAUUAGCUAAGCACAUGCAUGAUUCCCAACAAGUAGUUCCUCAUCUUGGAAAGAGAUAUGUACAACUUUCAAAAGCCCUAGAUGAGAAUAUUUUAGAAUCUAAAAUCAACGAGUUUGAGGCUUUUAGACAAUACAAAUCAGAAAAUACCCAAGUAACAGAUCAAGAUAAUGGUUCUUCAAUUUUAUGGACCUGUGAAAUUGAAGAGUCAUACUGGACCUUUUUACAAGUAUUUUUCAAUGACGUUUUGAGUAACGCUGGAUCGAAUGCUAAGGAUUUAAUGACUAAUAUAACAGCAGCUAUUUCUCAAGGAGAAAAUUCAACUAGUUCUCUAAUUGUAGACUCUCUUAACACUUUGAAACAUUCCUUGGCAAAGAUUAAAAACACCAAAACUACCAGUGGAACUUCAAUCAAACCAUCAACAACAGAUGCUGACUCUAACAGAUCACAAGAGCAAAGAGAUAUCACAAGACAACUUUCAGCUAAAGAAUUGAUCAAUGACUUUAACAAUAUGGUUUCACAAAACAAUAAUGGUGAUUUAAGUGGAAGAAAGAUUAUUCCAAACAGAAGAACUAAGUCAGUCAUUAGUACUAAUACCACCAUUAAGUAUGAAGAUAAAGUUGAAGAAACUGAUGACACUUACAAUCUCCAAACUACUGAAAAAAGAAACGAUUACGAAAAUUCAAAUGAAAAAUAUCCAACAACCAAGAAGAAAACUCAAACUCUGGAUGAUCCUGCUUUGGGUUUAAUUAUUGACAGUAUUUCAAAUCCACAACAGCAAGUUCCUCCACUAAAUAUAAACAAGGAGGACGAGAAGAAAAAGCCAUUCUCAAUCAAGAACUUUUUCAAAUCAAAAGAGAGUCCAAGAAGUAGUUCCACAAUUUCCUCUUCAAAUGGCAACAAAUUGAAAGAUCUUACAUCUCCAAGAGCAAACACAAUUUCUUCCACACCACCAACACAUAAAAAACGAGCAAAUAAGACAGUAAUGGAUGAUGGAAAUAUUAUUGGAGAAACUAUUUGUGGGGAUAGUCCAGCAUCACACGAAAUUGCAAUCGAACACGAUAUUGAUUCACCAGAAAGUGAUGGUGAACAGACAAAAUCCUACACAACAAUCCACAUCUAACAAGAUUUUUUAAUAAAAAUUC
This is a messenger RNA of Naegleria gruberi, 7495 nucleotides long. RefSeq lists its product as uncharacterized. Bases 1 to 7473 code for a protein of 2490 amino acids. The record is from RefSeq and is a predicted model, not a curated record. NCBI's taxonomy places the organism in Eukaryota, Heterolobosea, Eutetramitea, Acrasida, Naegleriidae. The transcript has a single exon.